Bactrocera latifrons is the source of this 868-nucleotide messenger RNA. It is a transcript of the gene ytr, whose product is annotated as U4/U6.U5 small nuclear ribonucleoprotein 27 kDa protein. Gene Ontology annotation, biological process: RNA splicing. The transcript is spliced from 3 exons. NCBI's taxonomy places the organism in Eukaryota, Metazoa, Arthropoda, Insecta, Diptera, Tephritidae. Bases 237 to 758 code for a protein of 173 amino acids. The record is from RefSeq and is a predicted model, not a curated record. Gene Ontology annotation, cellular component: precatalytic spliceosome.
GAGACGCCGCGCUUGGUGUAUAGUUUUUAUUUUAGUUUUUAAGUUUAAAAUUAUUAAUGCCGGUGUCAAAAUUAUAUAGUAGGACACAGCAUUAUAUACGGCAUUCUCAAGAAAGCGAUUUCUUACGGAAAACAAUAGCAAACGUUUUCACUACCGGCGUCAGCAAACACGAGUGGAAAGCGCCAAAGUAGUGUUACAACUACCUCCUUAUUCUUUACAUACCUACUUAAACUGAAAUGGGACGCAGUCCAUCUCCAUCGCAUCGGCGACGUGAAAAAGAACGUUCUGAACGUAAAAAGCGUCGUGAACGUCGCUCCAGAGAACGUGAAAGGCAGCGGGAACGUGAAACAGGCGCUGGCGGUAGUCGUGCUUUGCGUAGACGUUCACAUGACAGAGGAGGUGGUGGUGGAGGGGAACGAGACCGGACCCGCAGCCGCAGUCGGGAGCGAGACAGAGCAAGUCGUCGCCGUUCUAGAUCACGUUCUCGCGGACACCCCUCUACUUCGGCAUCUACGUCGUCUGGGCGACGCGGAGCUGCCGUUGAUCGUCCCAAAAUCACAGAAGCCGAUUUGGAGGGUAAAUCACCCGAAGAAGUAGAAAUGCUGAAAACAAUGGGUUUCUGCACUUUCGAUACGACCAAGAAUAAGAAGGUUGAAGGGAACGAUGUUGGUGAAGUGCAUGUUAUCUUAAAGCGCAAGUAUCGUCAAUAUAUGAAUCGCAAAGGUGGCUUCAAUCGGCCGCUGGACUUUGUGGCAUAGCUCGUUGUCAAAGCGCGAACUAACGCGUCUACCCACACAAGUCUAUAUACACUGGCGAUAUAUCGACGUACUCUCUUGUACUAAUGUUUUUAUUAUUACUAUAUUUUUUA